AUUGAAGAUGGUGUUUAUACCGUCAAAUUGGAUGAUGGUGACUCUUUGGAUACAAAUAAUAAAGGAAGUCUCCAAAAAUCCAAAGACAUCAAUUCUCCCGCCGAUUUCGAAACGGCGGUAUCAGCCACGGAUUUUGGCCUCUUCAACAUCCUGAUGUUACUGGUUGCCCUACCAUGUGCUGCUUCCAGUGUCUUCGACACAACAACUUUGGCAUUUGUUGCUCCUGAUGCCGAAUGCGACUUGGGACUCACUUUGAUGGAUAAAGGACUCAUGAAUGCUAUUGUCUAUGUCGGUAUGAUCCUGUCUGCAUUUCUUUGGGGUUACUUGGCAGACACUUUAGGAAGGCGAAAACUGAUGGUUCUUGGUUAUCUUUUGGAUGCAGUUUGUGUUUUUGCGUCGGCUUUUAGUCAGUCCACGACUGCUUUGAUGAUUGCUAAAUUUUUUGGAGGAUUUAUUAUUUGUGGCCCAUUCGCCGUCCUGAUGUCAUAUCUAUCGGAAUUCCAUGGAGCAACUCAUAGAUCAAGAGUAGUACUUUGUGUCGGUAUGUACUUCUCUCUGGCAAAUAUCACUUUGCCAGGAAUGGCAUGGGCAAUCAUUCCCACGAGAUGGGUUUUGAUGCUGCCUAAUGGAUCAGAAUUGCACUCCUGGCAAAUAUUCCUGGCUUUCUGCUCGUUGCCAAGUUUCUUGAGCGGAAUCUUUAUGUGGAUGUUGCCUGAAAGUCCAAAAUUCUUGAUGUCUCGAGGCAGGAACGAAGAAGCUUUGGAGGUUUUCAAGAAAGUGUACAGGAUUAAUCAUUGGAAUGACAAGACUGAAUAUCCAAUAAAACAACUGGUGGAAGAAACCAAAGCCAAUGGACAAGAUGGUUCUCCCAAGCCUGAAGGAAUGGAAGCCCUUAAGGCUGGUUUCAAACAAUUCAAGCCUUUAUUCUAUGCACCACAUUUGAAAAAUUGCAUCAUCGUCUGUGCUAUACAACUUUUGGCUUUAUUGGGGUUGAAUACUUUAAGAUUGUGGUUACCCCAAAUGUUCUCCAUGAUGGAAGAGUACGAUGCAAAUCCUUCUAAAAAUGAUACAUCUUUGUGCAGCAUUUUGGGGACAACUUUGAACCAAACGAAAUAUACUCAGGAUGUUUUUGAUGUUAAUGCACCAUGCACAGUGACAACUGAAUACUCAAUGUACAUAAAUUCGACAAUUGUUGGAAUUGUUUCGUUCUGCGGAUAUUUGAUAGCUGGAGCACUUAUCAAUGCAGUCGGCAAUAGAAAUAUUUCAAUGUUUGGUUUCUUUCUGGCCGGUAGUUGCGGAAUGGCCUUAUAUUACGCCUGGACGCCGAUUAUUGCGGUGGCGCUGUCGGCGGUCUAUUGCGCCAUAUCAGGAAUUAGUACGACUGCCCUUAUUGGAAUAGUAGUUGUGUUAUUUCCAACAGAUUUAAGAACUAUGGCUGUGUCUCUGCUUAUGAUGAUCGGUCGUGUCGGUGCAGUUUUUGGAAAUGUGGUAUUUCCCCUUUUAUUGGAAUCAGGAUGCUUUGCACCGUUUUUCACGCUUGGAAUCGUCAUUUUUGUUUGCGGUCUACUUUGUUUACUGUUGCCAAAAACGAGUAAAAAACCUUUGCAAUAGGUCUUAAAAUUGAUAAAUCAA
Molecule: messenger RNA, 1632 nt
Organism: Ctenocephalides felis (cat flea)
Lineage: Eukaryota; Metazoa; Arthropoda; Insecta; Siphonaptera; Pulicidae
Product: synaptic vesicle glycoprotein 2B-like
Exons: 11
Biological process (GO): transmembrane transport
Molecular function (GO): transmembrane transporter activity
Source: RefSeq, a predicted model, not a curated record